Messenger RNA from Botrytis sinoallii, 339 nucleotides. RefSeq lists its product as uncharacterized. NCBI's taxonomy places the organism in Eukaryota, Fungi, Ascomycota, Leotiomycetes, Helotiales, Sclerotiniaceae. The transcript has 2 exons. The coding region runs from base 1 to 339 and encodes 112 amino acids. The record is from RefSeq and is a predicted model, not a curated record.
AUGCGGAAUAAUCUUUUCGCCUAUUUUGGCAUCAGGCUUACCAAAUCUGGCAAGGUGCAUGCUUCAGAUAAUGGUAAACUUACGACUGUUGCAACCACAUUGCAAGGUGUCCAGAGAUUCCUCAACAGACACAACGCGAGAUUUACUGUAGAAGGAGACGGUACAGAAAAGCAUUGGCUCUUCUAUGAUUCUACAUGGCAAGUGGAAACAGAAUUCAUGUACGACCCUACCGGAAAACCGGUUCCAGACCCAAAAGACUCCACCAAGCAGGCCAACUUUCGCACCUUCGCUGGCUCAGUCGAUGCUAGCACAAUAGCUUGGUCAAAGACAUGCAAUUAG